AUGGAGACCUCGAUGGCUUCCGAGGAUACGAGGGCCGGAGGCCGCUCACGUCGUGUCUCACAACCGCCGGCAUACCUGCGUUCGUCAUACCAGUUGACGAUGCCGCGAGGUCGGCUGUCGAACGGGAAACGUGGGGCGACCGUUCCCAAGCGCCUGAGCUUGUCCAAUAAGGGAAAGGAGGUGACACAUUCAGAGCAAGAUGACGGCACGGGUGCAGAGAGUGCAGAUUCGUCGGAGCGCAGUGAGGAAGAGGACGAGGAAAGCAAAGACACAUCUGCGUCAGGAUCACACGAGGAAUCCGCCGACCUGGGUGCUGGAGGGAAGACGAACGACGAUGGAUGUGCGGGAAUAUCCGCGGCCAAUGCUGACAUGCGCACACAUCAAGAUGCGCGGGACACGGAUGUGGCUCGAGGCGACGGCCGAGGACAGGCGGACGGACUUGUUGGCCGCACACGCGUGAACACCUUGGACGCCAACGGCGAUGACGUGCGCAUCCCUAGCCGGAUCCUCGAGCAACUCAUACAGGCGCAGGACAAGAGCGCAAAGGAGAACGCGCGGUUGGAGGCGCUGUUCUUGAAUGCGAUGUCUCGGCCUUCCGGUGGCUCUCGUAAGCGUAAGGCUCAGAAGCAGAGAGACCCGGGGCAGGGUUGUAUGAACCCGAAGCGUCAGCGUGGUGAGACGUGGAGUGGCGGGUCCGACGGCGACGGCGAGGAUGACGAUGACGACACGCAUGGUUCUGGUGGCCGUCAUAUGCGUACCGCCAAGUCUCCUAUUCUACAACGCGCGUUGGAGCAUUUGCCGACGGACAAGGCAUGGAAGAGGGUUUGCGAGCUGGCCAGGGUGCACAUGUUUCUCAACAGGCCGACGUCGACGAUGACCUUCUACCCGAGCAGCGACGAUAAGACUCACGGAGUGUGUGCGGUGCUGGACCGCCUGCCGCAUAGCUUCGCCUGUUUGGCGUUGGCGGCUGACAAGUCGCGUCGCGCGAAUCUCAACAAGACGCUCUCUGAGUGGAAGACAAGGGCUGCCGCACGCGUGCGAGACAUUGCACUUCCCAAGCUCGGAUUGUUCCGCGACGACUCGGAUUGUUCCGCGACGACAGGGACGCAUGCAGCCCAUGGGCGCCCGAGAAGGCACGCAGUAUCGAUAAGAUCAGGGAGCGCAUUGGUCUUGGCGCUGACCCCCCUGGUGAGUGCAUUCUACCACAGCAGAGAGGGUUACCUACGUACGGUUAUGCUGACCACCCCGUGGUUGGCGGCCGCUGACACAGACAGUGCGCAUGUGGUGUGCAGAAACCCUGGUGCUCACGAGCUGGGCAAACGACCGCGAUGGCAUGACGUUUGCCUCCCGGGCAUUCGCGACAUGUGCGAAGGCUGCAUUCAGGCCCAAGAAGGCCGGGCUGGUGAUGACACUGAAGGUGUACCACCUGGCCUGGUUGGAGCAUGUGGUGAGUCUGUCUCCGACUGCGUCCUCUACUGGGAGGAGAGGAAAGGCCGGCUUUCCAACUCGGCCGGCGGCAACGCACACGUCGUGGACGGCCUCAAAGUCCUGGUGAAGGAGGCCGUGGAGAGGGCGAUCAGGAUCCGCAACCCGGAGUAUGACGCGGAGCGAGAGGCGUGGAUCUGGGGGCGCCAUGGACUGCGCAUCUCUGCGUGCGGCCUGGAGCACAUGAAGCCCACCGCCGCAGCUCAGUCCGAAGAGCCUGCGGGGGACGACGACCUCUCGGCGUCAGUUGGUGAUGAGUUUUCGCCCAACGCGAAUCCUGGGAUCGACGCGACGAUCUCGACAAUCGCUCACGAGAUUGCGGAAGCUGCAACGGAUCCCGACGCGUCUACCGGCUGGCUCGAUACGGAUAAGGAGGAAAACGCCGAUAAGUGCAGCUACACUUACAGAAAGACGAAAUCGGUUCGCAACAAGAAGGGCAAGAACGCGAAGUACAACCUCGUCGGGCUCCACAAUAUGAAGUUUAUGGUGCAGCAGAUUUGGGACUUCGGGACGGACUCGUGCGUAUCGCAGGCGCCCGAAUAG
Molecule: messenger RNA, 2028 nt
Organism: Closterium sp. Yama58-4
Lineage: Eukaryota; Viridiplantae; Streptophyta; Zygnematophyceae; Desmidiales; Closteriaceae
Source: the annotation of a GenBank genome assembly